Molecule: messenger RNA, 387 nt
Organism: Strongylus vulgaris
Lineage: Eukaryota; Metazoa; Nematoda; Chromadorea; Rhabditida; Strongylidae
Source: the annotation of a GenBank genome assembly
AUGUUAGCUACAGAUAUUAGUGCAAAAUUUUAUCCCGCUAAAGGAGCCAAGCUCUUCAAAGUUCUUGGAGGAGUUCCUGUGAAACCAGAUGAAUUUCCUUUCUUGGCUACUCUCAGGUAUCAUAAAGAUUUAAGGACUGAGAUGUGUGGUGGCGCACUAAUCUCACCGUAUCAUGUACUUACAGCUGCUCAUUGUGUCAUCAGUCUAAACAAAUCAGUUGAGGAAGAAUGUCAGAAACCACGAGUUCUAUCCUCUAAAAGUGAUCUCCUAUUCUUUAAACGUGAUUUAGAGUUGACAUUAAAAUAUUCCAAAUCCAUACCCAAAACUGCACUCAACACAGAACAGUGCAGUUUUGGAAUGGCUCCUUUUGAUGGUGGAGCAACAUGA